This is a messenger RNA of Prorocentrum cordatum, 906 nucleotides long. NCBI's taxonomy places the organism in Eukaryota, Dinophyceae, Prorocentrales, Prorocentraceae. The record is from the annotation of a GenBank genome assembly.
AUGGUAGCGGAGCUGGCUACGUCCAGCUCCCGCUGGGCGCCCCACCCGCAGCUAGGUGCGUUGGCCAUUGCCCUCGCGGCCGCGGUCGGCCAGCCAGGGCAAGCCAUCCACGGCAACCAGCUGACCAAGCAGCUGGACGAGGUCUACGUGACCAAGCAGCUAGACGGGGACUACGUGACCACAGGAGUGCAAGACGAGGCCUACGUGACCACCAGAGCACAUGACGAGGUCUACGUGAACACCAGAGAGCAGGACGAGGUCUACGUGACCACCAAAGAGCAGGACGAGAUCUACGUGACCACAAACGUGCAGGACGAGGUCUACGUGACCAUGACGACGGCCCAGGCGCUGAAUAUUCUGGAGGCGGCCGAGCAGCGAGGAUAUCCAGACAUCAGCAUAGCGGAGACCUUACAUCGGUUGGGGGCCGAGGGGGCUUCGGCAACGAAGAAGCUGAUCUUUGUGCUUGUCAUGACAGUGAAGGGCAGCGCGCAGAUGCCAAUCAGGAGUGUGGAGGACCAGAACGGAGCGCUGGCGUGGCGAGCCUUGAUCAAGCGCUACGAGCCAGCGACGGCCAUGAGGGUGCGGGGUAUCACGACGGCGAUUAUCAACGUCAAGCCUUUCCCUUCGGAUUUGGCGGGGUUCGAGCAGCAUCGCGCAGACUGGGUGCGCGACAUCAGGCGCUACGAGACGGCGCCAGGGGAGGUGUUCAACGCAGGAACCGAGAAGAGCAUCUACCCACAGAAGGCGCCUAAGAACAUCAGGGCGGCACUGCAGAUGCAGAGCGAGAGGAGCUACGAUGAGCUGAUCAGCACCACGAUGCAGCACUUGCAAGCGGCGACGGUGCACGAGGACGGGCGCCAGCAGAAGUGGCCAAGCCCGCCAGGACCAGGAGCAGCAGGCGGCUGA